AUGGCGACCAGGAGAUCAUCGGCAAAGAGACAGCGAACUGAUGAAGGCGACGACAAGAAAGAAAAAUUACCCUAUUUCCCUUCUGCCGCCGAUUUCCUCCGCAACGAGUCCGGAUAUGAAUAUUUGACGUAUGCAGACCUAGCCCCAGAUCUUAAGACCUCCUACGUGGGAGUGUUUCCAGAACCCCCUUCCGCGCCACGGCCUCCGAAACAGACAUGGCCCCAACUGCCUCCCAAUAAGCCGGUCACAGACCCUAACGACUUACCUUUAGAUAAAGGCUGGUCUAUCCUCGAGAAGGAUAUUGAUAAUAAUGAUAUUGAUGCUCAAAUAUCAAGGUGCAAAGAAAGAAUUAAAGAAAACUAUAUGCCUCAAUUAUUUGAGAUCCGACUAAAAGGACUACAAGAGACUCAGAAACAACGAGAGGCAAUGGCAACGAGGAACGGCUUCAAGGGCGGCGACUGGAGUAUUCUUCAACGUGUGAACGAACUGAGAAAGAUAGAAGAAGAACUCGAAAAAGAAGAUAAACACGAUCAGCUUCAGAAUGUACAAGUUCUGCUUCAGGCAUAUCGGGGAGGAGCUCUGCAGUGGCAUCCCGGCUUGGUCACCUACUGGCAUAAAGGAACUCAACUUUGUAACCCACGUCCAUUCUAUUGGAAAGAAUUCGAGGUGCUCAAUGCCCACUGUGGUGGACCGGGGCCUGCGCCCUUAUUGGCUUCUAUGACCUUAGACGCCCGGCACGCCAAUAUGCUCAGAACUUAUGAUGUGGCAGUAAGAAUACCACGCACGAAUUUCUAUGCCGAGUUUGAAUUUGUGUACGAUACCGGGGCAUCUAACGCGAUAAUGUAUCAAGCUGAUAUAGACAUGCUCGAGCGAGCUUCCGGCACGACUGCUGCAUGUAUGGGGUUGCAGAAUUGCUCGGGUGUGGGGGGAGCAGUCACACGUGGCAUUCCGAAUGUUGAGCUCGAAUUCACGCUUCUCAACUCUAGCAAGCAGCGAAUGACAAAAUGGCAGAAAGUGAAGGUUGCCGUCUUACCAGGCUACUAUACCUGGGACAAUGAACGGUUGGACGGGCCGUGGCUCAGCUUCCUCUUAUACAUGGCAACGGCUCCUCGACACCGUGAUCUGCUAUACGUUGCUACUACUAAAAGUGACCUUAUGCAAAAGUUGCCUGCUCAAGCUUCACUGAACCCGGUGGUCCAACCGCCGUAUGCAGUUGUGCCGCAAGCCAAUCCCCAACGACCCUUGGGACCACCGCCUAGGGGUUCUGGGGGCGCAGUUCCAUUACCAGCGGUGGAGACAAAUAUGCCACCACCGGUCCAGGGCGUCCAGUGA
This is a messenger RNA of Penicillium arizonense, 1332 nucleotides long. RefSeq lists its product as uncharacterized. Bases 1 to 1332 code for a protein of 443 amino acids. Gene Ontology annotation, biological process: proteolysis. Gene Ontology annotation, molecular function: aspartic-type endopeptidase activity. The transcript has 5 exons. The record is from RefSeq and is a predicted model, not a curated record. Lineage: Eukaryota; Fungi; Ascomycota; Eurotiomycetes; Eurotiales; Aspergillaceae.